This is a messenger RNA of Pleurotus ostreatus (oyster mushroom), 435 nucleotides long. It is a transcript of the gene RPS16, whose product is annotated as 40S ribosomal protein S16. Gene Ontology annotation, cellular component: ribosome; cytosolic small ribosomal subunit. Gene Ontology annotation, molecular function: structural constituent of ribosome; RNA binding. Lineage: Eukaryota; Fungi; Basidiomycota; Agaricomycetes; Agaricales; Pleurotaceae. The record is from RefSeq and is a predicted model, not a curated record. Gene Ontology annotation, biological process: translation; maturation of SSU-rRNA from tricistronic rRNA transcript (SSU-rRNA, 5.8S rRNA, LSU-rRNA). The coding region runs from base 1 to 435 and encodes 144 amino acids. The transcript has 3 exons.
AUGGCGUCCACAACGAAGGCCGUCCAGACAUUCGGCAAAAAGAAGACUGCCACUGCUGUUGCUCACGCAAAGGAGGGACGAGGCAUCAUUCGCAUCAACGGUUCCCCCAUCAACCUCGUCCAACCCGAAAUCCUUCGUCUAAAGAUCUACGAACCUGUCCUUGUCGCGGGUGAAGAUGCUUUCUCGCCUCUCGAUAUCCGUGUCCGCGUGAAGGGUGGAGGACAUACGUCCCAAGUCUACGCCAUGCGACAGGCCAUUGCCAAAGCAUUGGUUGCAUACUACGCCAAGUACAUCGAUGCGUAUUCAGCCAUGGAGUUGAAGAAGAAGCUGGUUGCCUAUGAUCGCACACUGCUCAUCGCCGAUCCCAGACGGAUGGAACCCAAGAAGUUCGGUGGUGCUGGUGCCCGUGCUCGCAGGCAAAAGAGUUACCGUUAA